Arctia plantaginis is the source of this 4083-nucleotide messenger RNA. The record is from the annotation of a GenBank genome assembly. Lineage: Eukaryota; Metazoa; Arthropoda; Insecta; Lepidoptera; Erebidae.
AUGGAUCGUUUUAUAAGUAUGUGGAAGGUGCGGGAGCUGGCGGAUAAGGUAACAAAUGUCGUAAUGAACUACACAGAAGUAGAAGGCAAGGUCCGUGAGGCGACAUCGGACGAGGCGUGGGGACCCACCGGCCAGCAGAUGCAGGAGCUCGCAUUGGCCACCUUCACCUAUGAACAUUUCCCUGAAGUCAUGUCCAUGCUGUGGAGGAGGAUGUUGCAUGAUAACCGUGCACACUGGCGGAGGACAUACAAGUGUCUUCUGCUAUUAAGUUACUUGGUGAGGAAUGGGUCCGAACGCGUGGUCACAUCUGCCAGGGAGCACAUAUACGACCUGCGCUCCUUGGAGAAUUACACAUAUGUGGAUGAGGUCGGGAAGGACCAGGGUGUGAACGUGCGACACAAAGUGCGUGAGCUCAUAGAUUUCAUACAGGACGACGAGAAGCUCAGGGAGGAGAGGAAGAAGGCCAAGAAAAACAAGGACAAAUACAUAGGAAUGUCCUCAGAAGCUGUCGUGAUGGGCAUGAGAAGCAGUUCUGGCGGGUGGGGAGAGUAUAGUGAUCGUGGUGGUGGGAACUGGGAAGAGCCAAAGGAAAGAAACGAAGAAGAGGAAUAUGAUAGGGAUGAUUCAGAUGGAGACUACUCACAGAGCCGGGAGAGGAGACCACAAAAAGAGAACGUGUACCGCGACUCAGAAGUGAUCUCGGAGUCUCCCCCCCGCAGCAGGCCCGCGCCUCGCCCCCUCAGCAUCAACCUCAAGAGCCCCGCCAAGGCCAAGCCCUCUACGCCCGUCAAGAAGAUAGACCUUGGUGCCGCAGCAUCGUACGGCAAAACAUCGUCGAGCCAGCUUUCCUCCGCCUCUGUUCCCCCUCCGAAGAACCAGACCCAGCAAUCACAAGAGCUACUAGACGACCUGUUCAAGACUUGUCCCACACCUUCAACAACCCCGUCCCACACCGGCUCACUAGUGCUUGAUGAUUUUGAUCCAAGAGCGGAAGAGCCCAAACCCCCGCGGAAGGUAUCGAACGACUUCGGGGACUUCACUAACGCCUUCUCCGACAACAACAACGAUGGUUUCGCCGACUUCACCAGCGCCUUCAGCCGCGACUCCAGCGCCGACAACACCAACAACACUUCUGUACUAGCCAACAACAACGGACUGAGUGCUGAUAACGGACUGGCCAGCAUCAUGACCAGCAGUGGGAAUAGUUUAACUGGAAUUGGAACAGGUCCGUCUUCGAACGUGGACCUACUGAGCUCGCUGGCUCCUCCGGCCGCUCCCCCCGCCGCCCCCUCUGCCCCCGCGGGCGUGCUCGCCUCGCAGCUGGCGCUGGCCUCGCUGCACACGUUCACGGACCCUUCAGCGAAGAAAAUUCCUCCGGCCCACACCAGCGUGAAAUACGCCCUGCAAGUCAUACACUACACCCGGGACAUUAAAACUGAGCGGGAUCUUAACAGGAUCAGAAGCACGCUUGAGCACGUCAUAACAUACCUGCCGGGGCCCAUCACAGUGCAGAGGAUGAACGGGACAGACGAAUAUGUGCUACAGGGUGACCUCCUAGAUCUGUAUACGGAGUUGUUGACCCUUAUCGUCAGGAUCUUGCUGCCGCAGUGGCCGGUUUGCAGGAAAGAGAUUACGACCUUGUUCACUAUUGAAGAAAGCUUCAGUCUAAGUCACGAAACACUGUCCAUUUUGUGCGGGUUUCUGAAAAAUGACAACAACAUGGUAACCCUAAAAGCGCUCUCCGAUAUACUACUGCAAUAUAUUAAAAGCGACGCUAUAUUCGCAGCUAUUAUCGACUGUAGUCGAUGUACCUCUCAGGAGGGUACGGAUAUUAAUAACAUCGAAAACGAGUGGGAGAUUUACGUUCAACUGCUGGCAACACUGCCCGAAAGGGUGGCCAACAGACUGAAGACUGACACACCCAAGGGAUUUUCCCACGAGAAUUACUCGUACUAUUUAAUUUUCCACAUAAUCAGGGUGAUCGAUUAUAUGUCGGACAGCUGUUUUUAUCAAAGCACUCGCUACAAUAUGAAGUGUUUUUCUCAUUUAGUUUCAAAAGUAGUAACAAACUAUUACAUGAGUGGUAACUCUCCUGCAGUCCUGGACUUGAUCGACACGUUCGCCGCGUGGACAGACUAUAAUGAACCGAGUCAAUAUGUCAAGCGGAGACUCAUACAAACCUUAUUGAAACAUUUGUCGAGACAAGCUAUAGAAUACUUAUCUAUAAUGUUUCUAAAACGGUGUCCCAUAAACUAUAGAAAAACCGAACAGAUCAUUUUGCAUGUGAUCGGUGACAAUUUCGAUACCAACAAUGAUUGGAAAGAAAUCCUCAGUUAUAAAAUACCACUGUGUAUCAAACCAAAUAAUAUUAAAGACACCACGGUGGCAGAGAAUCUGGUAUACUAUAUCUCAACUACGAAGAAUUCUACUGAGAAUCUAAACGAGCUGAUUGUUAGGUUGGCUACGGUUUGGGCCGAUGUUAAAAUAAGAAAUACAUCCAACUUGUCCGAGCACAUGUAUAUAUCUGAACUGUUAAUAUUAGCGGUCCAGUAUCGUGUCUCUGUGUCGCUAAAGAAUAAAAACAAAUGGAAGACAAAUGAACUGAAAAAUGUUCUGUUUCGUGGUAUGAGCAAACACUUAGAUAUACUGUCGCAGGAAUUCAGAUCUAUAGGCAUGGCCACCGUUGAAAUUAUACUCAAAAUAAUAUCGCAAAUCGACCAUUCAGAUAAAAAAGCUGAACUCAAAUUUGAUUACGACAAAAUGAAUGCGACAUGUAAAGAAAUACAUAAAACACUUAAAAUCAUCUCUUACAAAUGUCUUAUAAACUUGAACUGUAAGAUCGGCGAUGAUUAUGUACCGGUAACCAUUAAUUUGAAGAGGGCGCUGGAUCAUGUGGCCAACAAAUUCGCUGAAGAUGAGAACUCUUACGUACACAACACGAUAGUGACUUGCGCGGUCAAAGGUCCCGAACAGACAAAGGAGAUAGUCAAAGCUAUAAUUUCUGUGAAGCUGGAUGCUCUGGAUGGGAAGCAGGAAGACUUAGACUCAGACGACGACCUCGUCCCGUACGAUAUGAGCAACGAUAUUUCUGUCAAUGCUAAAAAACAGCCCAAAUAUUUGCGGGAUUUGAUAGAAAACAUCGUAGAAGCUAAAGACGCUGAGAUAUUUGAAGCCAGUCUAGAAGUUGCAGAAGAAUUAGUCAACAAACAACUCAGGAACGAAGACCCGAAACUGAUCGUGGAAUUACUGGAUCUGUUUGUGCAUCUAGAUGCGAAGUACCACGUGGAUAAUUUCGACAGCAUCAAGUUCAACACGUGCGUGGCGAUCGUCUCCAUUCAACCGAAAGUUGCCGCCGAACAUCUGUGCAAAGAAAUACACACAGACAUCGGUAGAUAUUCCAUAGCAACUAAAAUAUUCAUGCUUGAUGUUAUUUCCGAGGCUGUAAAUAGAAUUGCCGACGUACGGCAACAGAACGACGCGCCCAAACCGCAGAACGACAUCAUAUGUGAGGAACAGACUGAUGUCCCGGCCGAAGAGAUAAUAAGGCGGAGAUUGAUCAACAAAACGAGAUAUUUCCACUCGAUAAGGCGGCAUCCUUUCGCAACCGCGAAGAAGAACCAGUUUGCUGGUGUUUCAGAUUUCUUUUUUUAUCCGUUACUCGGUGGUUUCGGACACAAGCAACUCACACUGAGCCAUCACAACAUGAAACAGGACAUCGAUAGUAUAUUAAUGUUUAAAUAUUUAUCUGUGGUCGGUAAUGUCGUUUUAGCAUCGAAAAAUUGUCCGAAAUGCUCAGUGUACUGCUGGGAAGUAGUCAGAAUAAUUUUAUAUUUGAGGUACGCCCCGGACCCCCAGAUACAGACAUGUGUUAUGUCUUUGCUAGCUUCGGUAGUGAUCGCGUUACCGGCGAGUAUAUUAAAGACGGAGUUUUUCGAUGUGAUGAUGGAGAUGCGAUCUUGGCUCGAGGAUUGCUUGUCCAACAUAGACUUGACAAUGAAACUUGGCGGUGCCAAGUCCGAGGCUGCGAUAUUCGCCGGCCAAGUGUUCGGUUUAAUUGAGAAAACAUUAACAGACUCUGAUUAG